This is a messenger RNA of Glarea lozoyensis ATCC 20868, 384 nucleotides long. RefSeq lists its product as uncharacterized. The transcript has a single exon. NCBI's taxonomy places the organism in Eukaryota, Fungi, Ascomycota, Leotiomycetes, Helotiales, Helotiaceae. Bases 1 to 384 code for a protein of 127 amino acids. The record is from RefSeq and is a predicted model, not a curated record.
AUGUCCGCCCUGAAUUUCGAAAACGACUGUAUCUACGUGUGGACAUCUAUUUCACGCGUGACGAGAGAUGUUAGGGGCGAGAGGACUAGUUACGUUGUGACUGUUGGAUGGCGAGUUCUUUCACCUACCAAUAACCAGCCUACAAAUCCUAGACCCAAUCUAAUUACCUCGCCAAUGGCCCCUUCAAGCACGACGCCGCCAAGGGUUGAUAGUCUGGGGAUUAUACGUAGAAUGCCGAUACCUCCACUUGUGCCCCAAACAUCCGCGAUUGCACAAGGUAUAGCCAGGAUGAGAGCUGAGGAGGCUGCUGAACAAGCGAGAGGGAAUGGGCGUGAAGAGGUAGACAGGACGUCGACUCUGAGUAGCUGCUCGCCAGGUUUUUGA